Macroventuria anomochaeta is the source of this 969-nucleotide messenger RNA. RefSeq lists its product as uncharacterized. NCBI's taxonomy places the organism in Eukaryota, Fungi, Ascomycota, Dothideomycetes, Pleosporales, Didymellaceae. The record is from RefSeq and is a predicted model, not a curated record. The coding region runs from base 1 to 969 and encodes 322 amino acids. The transcript has a single exon.
AUGCUCUCGACUAUAUCAUCACACCCCGCGCCGCCCACCUUCUCAUCGUCACCUGCGCUGCAGUCCACCAUGGCCGCCUCGCUGCCUAUAAUGCCCUCGCGGCCCUCGCAGCGCCCUAAGCUCACCGUCAACACCCACCAGCCCCGCAUCUUUGGCAAAGGAGCCUCGUUACGGCUUGACACGCUCAGCGCAGUCUCUCCCACAGUGCGCAACACCUUCAACAACGCAUAUGAGCCUACUACUACAACAAACACAUCGAACACGCUAAACACUUUCGUCGCACCACCACCUGGACCGCCUGCAAAGCUGCGCCUGGAGAUUGGCAGCACGACCUCCAAUCCAGCCAGCAUAUGCACCCCUGACUCAGCCUCGACUCUCUCCUCAUCAACACUCACAUCAGCCUCCAGUGAAUCAGCUAGCAGCACAAUACCGUACAAGCAACCCCACAACCUCAACUCCAUCCUCGCCAACAGCCGGAUAGUCCCACGCAAGAUGGCCUCCAGACCCAUGUUCCCUGCAGAGAAGCGCGUGUCCUUUCGCACGCCGUUAGAAGAGGAGAUCAAGACCGUCAAGUACACCUGGGCCAACUCAGAUUUGGAGUCUUCAAGUUCGACGUUGACGUCCUUGGAGUCCACAUCGACAGACUCAACCUCCACUGAAUCAGAAGCUACUGCGACACAUCAUUCGGUCACCCCCAAACUCCAACUCAGCAAGCCCUCGCUGUCUCUCCAGUCGUUUUCAGAAAAGCCCACCAUUGCAAAAAUAGAGAGCUCGCCUCGUCAAAGAAAGCCACCCAGACUUGGAGAUAAACGGGACUCGUCUGAGUCUGAGGACGACAGCGACACCUGCCCACAGACGCCCGUCGCCGGCCGACGGAAACGCAGUCGCGACUGGCGGUGGACACUAGGCAAGCUGCCUGGCGACAACGUAUCGACAGCCUCGACAGGCAGCGAUGACGACAGCAGCUAA